AUGAUUCAUAAUUUACUCAAGGUUCUUAAGGAUGCAUUUUCGUCGAAGAAACUUCGUUUACCAAACAAACCAUUAGAUGAGGCCAGGUGUUCCAAAACAAAAGUGGAAAUUUGGUACUGUGAACAAAGACGGUUCCCAACUGGUCCUACCGGCUGUAAUAGCCCAAACGACCCAAACUAUGUAAUUACAAUCCCUGUUAGCGAUGUAUUUUACGAUCCAGCUGUUCCCGCAAUCGGAUAUACUCCAUUACCUCCUCCUCCUGCAACAUUGAUGAAUGCUGUUUUUACAAUCGACUUAUAUAAAAUUCAGCGAAUG
This is a messenger RNA of Dentiscutata erythropus, 315 nucleotides long. NCBI's taxonomy places the organism in Eukaryota, Fungi, Glomeromycota, Glomeromycetes, Diversisporales, Gigasporaceae. The record is from the annotation of a GenBank genome assembly.